AUGAGAAAAAGGUCACCAAAGGCCUGCCCGGCCCCCUUUGCCAGAAACAGGCUGGUUCACUCUCGAUUGGAAGGCAGGCAGCUCCUUACCGCGCAUGAGCGACGCCUCCAGCGCCCGCGGGGACGGCUCCGGGGGUGUGGCGCCUCGCUGGCUUUGUUGCUGUUCUGCGCGUGCGCGCGCCCCAGCGGCGCGAGGGCGGGGGCGGGGAGUGUGGCGCCCGCUCCGGGCGGCGGCCGAGCGGUCUGGGCCGUGCGGCGGUGGCCCAGGAGGCGGCGGGACGGUCAGGGCAGGCGUGAGAGCCCUCGGAACAGCCCGGCAGGAACUGGUGAGCCAAAGGAUGUUGGGGCUGGAACAGAGGAGGCAGGAGAAGAGGAAAGCAGGGUGACUUUGCCUGGUGGAGCCGGCUGCAGAAGGGCCACGAAGCCGCCCCGAUUGCCUCCUGCCACCUGGGUCCUUGUGUUCAGGAGAAGCACUGCGAGCAGGCCGUUGAAAGGCUCGUCAGAGACCGGAGGAGGGGGUUCCCGGAGAGCUCCCUCACGGAAGCCACAAGGACAGCCCUCUGAAGGUGGGUGCUGGAGCGUGUGCUUCAGCGCGGGCGAUGGCUGCCUGGCCUCCUGGCUUCAGCUCAGCAGCUCGGGGAACUGCAGUCAGCGGGCCUGGCAACUUGACAUGGAGGCCUUGAGAGGAAGACACAGGUCCUGCAGCCCAGCGAGAAGGCGACCGUGCCGGACCGUGGCCCACCACGAGGCUGGGUGUGCAGUGAUUGUGCAGUUUGGGAUGAGUGAAAAGCCGGACCACGUGUCCUUCGACUUUCCCCGACAAGGCGAGAUGCUGGUGGAGAAGCCGGCUAGUGAGGCCACCGCCCAGCUCACUGAGGAGGAGGUGCGGUGCCUGUCGGCUCCACCUGUGAGUCGGCUCCGCCUGUCGGCCCCGCUGACCGGCUGCUGAGAGCAGGUGGAAGAGGCGGGCAAGCGGCUGCUGGAGAAGGGCAGACAUGGUGAGUUGCUGGGGCGCCGGCCCUUUGCGGAGAAGCCCGCCUACAAGGAGUUUGUGAGAGGCACCAGCAGCCUGGAGGAGGACACCUCCCUUCCUGAGGGGCUGACGGCCUGGAACCAGGGGCGGGAGGAGGGGGCUGCAAAGCGCUGCGUGCAAGAGAGCCCAGCUUAGCAACCCUGGCUUUGAAAGCUGCUGCCAGAAUCACUGGGAAACACCUUAAAACCUGAUAAGGGCUAACGAGCAUUUUGGAUACCUAGAGGAUGGGGUCCCGAGUCAGAGGGGCGGGCCGUGAGCCGUAACUCCCCUGCCCCACAGGAAGCAGAAGGCACGCCUCUUCCUGGUGGAGCCUUGGGUUUAGACCUUCAUGGGCCUCCCUUGAGGGGAGGGGGGUGAUGGGUGGAUUUGGUGGGGACAGGUGUGAGUGCUGGUGUCCUUAAUCGCCCCAAGGAGCAGAGGCUUUUGGCUCAGUUCAGAAAUUUCACGGUUUAGUGAAGUGGCAGAAUUAAGGGAAAAAGCAGCCAGUUACCAAGGGGAAGUGUUGGGUUUGGGUUGGCGGAAGGCCUGUCAGUGGUUCUGAAGGAAACGCCACACUUCCCACAGGUGCGUGGUUGGGGGGAGGGUCGUGGAGCCAUGGGGGGCCCUGAAGCCCCCCCCCCGCCCCCAGCACCUGGGUGCUGCUCUGAGCUCUCGGGAGGCAGUCUCUCCACCGAGGCCAGCACCCAUUCUCAGGGCAGACAGCUUUACUGACCAGGGUGUGUCUGGAUUUAAGUCCCUUCUCCAGCUGGCCGUGUUCCCUGUGACCCCCUUUUGUUAGAAUCACAGAGAGGGAGGGUCUGGACCGAGCUGGGGACCUGUGGGUUGUGUGCAGAGUCCUGCUGUCGCUGCCCCCGGUAACCCUCUUCCUGGUGUUUGGGCGGCUGCCAGACGAGAGGAAGGCCAAUUCUGGCUUGUGAGCUCUAGGCUUCUGUUGCCUUAGACUGUCUGGUUGGUCUGAGAGCGCGGCAAGGGCCCGGCCCGGGGAGAGCUGGGGUCAGGACUGGAAGCCUGGGGUCAGUGGCAGCAUCCCUGCUGGCCUCCCAGAGUCCUCGGCACCGCGACAGUAAAGGGGUGUCAGCCGCUGCCUCUCAGGGGGCGGGUGGAUGUCUGGGACCCCGGUGACACCUGCUUGCCUCCCAGCUGUUGCUCCCGGCACCCCGGGUGUGGGGGUGGGGCAUCUCCGCUUGCCACACGUGACCUCUGUUCUCUGCUUGGUCAAGACCAGACGCUGGGAUUUGGUUUAAAAAUUUCCGAAUCAUUUGUUGUGUUUGCUUCAAAAAUAGAAUUUCCAAGUUGGGACAAGCA
Felis catus (domestic cat) is the source of this 2337-nucleotide messenger RNA. RefSeq lists its product as uncharacterized. The transcript has 8 exons. Lineage: Eukaryota; Metazoa; Chordata; Mammalia; Carnivora; Felidae. The record is from RefSeq and is a predicted model, not a curated record.